GGCUGAUAACUGAACUGCGCAGUACAUUUAAGCUGUGUGUUGCUUUUUGUAUGGUGUGGUGUCUGAGAAGCCACCUGAAGUUGUUGGAUCAAAACCAAGGGGUAUCCAGACAUUACAGUGGACAGGUACAGGACUGGACAAUACAAACAAUUAUCAAUAAUAAAGUAUCAAUACAAAAUACACAUCAAAAUGGCUGAUGACUGGGACAGACCUUCAAGCUCAAUGAAUGGAGGCCCAGUGUCAUUUGGAAGAGGAAGAGGCCGUGGAUCUAUAGUAAAGGCUUUUUCAUCCAAUGCACCAGCAACAAAUGGCUUUGAUUCACCACCGAGAAACGGGUUUGGAAACAAGGCUAAAGGUCGUGGGGGUGGAUUUGACGACAGUGGCUGGAAUGAAGAUGAUACAAGUGGUGGGGGAUUUGGAUCAAGUGGUCGAGGAUUCGGAUCAAGUGGUGGAGGAUUCGGAUCUAGCAGUGGAGGAGGGUUUGGUUCAAGCAAUGGUGGCGGAGGAUUUGGCUCAAAAAGUGGCGGAGGUGGAUUUGGUUCAAGCAAUGAUGGAGGCUUUGGUAGUGGUGGUUUUGGCUCAAAUAAAGGAAGUCGUGUUGGAGGUAGAUCUUGUUACAAGUGUGGAGAGGACGGCCACAUAUCAAGAGAUUGCCCCAGUGCCGGAGGAGGUGGUGGGGGCGGUGGCAGAGGCUGCCAUAAAUGUGGUGAAGAAGGGCAUUUUGCUCGAGAGUGUCCCAGUGGAGGCGGCGGAGGUGGUGGCAGAGCUUGCCACAAAUGUGGGGAAGAGGGACAUUUUGCCCGAGAGUGCCCCAGUGGAGGAGGAGGGGGUGGAGGUGGCGGUAGAGCCUGCCACAAAUGUGGGGAAGAAGGGCAUUUUGCCCGAGAGUGCCCCAGUGGUGGAGGAGGUGGUGGUGGUCGUGGCUGUUUUAAAUGUGGUAAAGAUGGACACCAAGCUAGAGACUGCACUGAAGAAGGUUCUAGUGGUGGGAGAUCAGGUGGAUUUCGAGGUGGCUUUGGUAAUUCUUCUGGUGGUGACGGAAAGAGUGAUACUGCCUGCAGAAAGUGUGGGGAAGAAGGACAUUUUGCAAGAGAGUGCCCCAAUCAAUCUGCAGGGGGUGAAGAUCGACCAGCAGCUUCAACAUAUGUGCCCCCACCACCACCAGAGGGAGAGCAAGAGAUUUUUGAGACAAUGCAGAAAGGCAUAAAUUUUAACAAGUAUGAUGACAUACCUGUUGAAAUUUCUGGUAAUGACAAGAUUCGACAUUGUGACUCGUUUGAUGAAUGUAAUCUGAAUGAAACUGUAAGGAAUAAUGUAAUGAAAGCAAAAUACGAGAAACCUACACCAGUACAAAAGCAUGGUAUACCAAUCAUCGCGGCAGGGCGUGAUUUAAUGGCGUGUGCUCAAACAGGAUCAGGCAAAACGGCAGCGUUUUUGCUGCCUAUCAUUUCAGGAAUAUUACGGGAUGGCGUACAAUCCGGUUCCUUGAGCUUUGUACAGACACCACAAUGCAUAAUUGUAUCGCCAACUCGUGAACUUGCAAUCCAAAUAUUCAACGAAGCAAGAAAAUUUUCGCACAAUACUAUAUUACGACCGGUGGUGAUUUACGGAGGCACCAGUGUGCAAUAUCAAACUAACGACGUAGGGAAAGGAUGUCACAUAUUGGUUGGUACACCCGGCCGUCUUCAGGAUUUUAUUGACAGGCAGAAGAUCAGUGUGGAAAAGUGUAAUUACCUGGUGUUGGAUGAAGCCGACAGAAUGUUGGACAUGGGUUUCGGACCAGCAAUGGAACGAUUAGUUAACAAUCCAAAUAUGCCAAAGAAAGGGGAUCGACAGACAUUAAUGUUCAGCGCAACGUUUCCCGAUGAGGUUCAAAAGCGCGCGUCAGAAUACCUGAACAAUUACUUGUUUCUGACCAUCGGCCGUAUAGGAGGCGCAACACCUGACGUGGAACAGAAAGUUAUAGAAGUUGAUCAGUUUCAAAAGAAAGAUAAACUCAUAGAAAUACUACAUGAUUCCCCGGAGGACGACAGGACACUGGUUUUUGUAGAAACAAAACGCUCUGCAGAUUUUCUGGCUUCUCUACUGAGCCAGAGUGGCUUUCCAACUACAAGCAUUCAUGGUGAUCGCAUGCAAAAAGAAAGAGAGGAAGCACUGAGGGACUUCAAGACGGGCAGAGCUCCAGUAAUGGUUGCAACGUCCGUCGCAGCACGUGGUCUUGAUAUACCGAAAGUCAAGCAUGUUAUUAACUAUGACCUCCCUGAAGAUAUUUCCGAAUACGUGCACAGGAUCGGUCGAACUGGCCGAGUUGGAAACCUAGGAAAGGCGACUAGCUUUUUUGAUUCCUCAAAGAACGGAAAUGUUGCAAGAGCGCUUAUAAAGACAUUGGCUGAUGCUCAGCAAGAAGUGCCAGAUUUCUUGGAAGGAGUUGCAGAUUCCGCUGUCGGCACAUACCAUGGUAGUUCAGGUGGAACCUUUGGUGGCAGAGACACGAGGAAGAGAAACAACUUCAGUGGUGGUGGCGGAGAUGGUGGUAACUGGAAUUCUGAGGAUGCAGGUGGAGUUACAUGUACACAAGCAGAUGAUGAUGAAAGUUGGGACUGAUGAAACUUUGACCGAUGAAACUUAUUUUUUCAGCAUUUCAGAGCCAUUCUUUAGUCGGAAAAGAAUAAUAAAUAACAAACAAUUGCCAUUAUGAAGAAAAAAUGGCAGUACGAUUUAGUUUAUAGUUGUUGUUGCUUUAAAUUCUGUAUAUUGCUAUAUACUACAUGAUAUAAUCGAGUGGAGAGAAGGGAUGAGGUGUGUAAUCAAGUUCAACACUAGUUCUGCACAUACGUUGAUCUGGAUUGUCAGCAUUAAAAAAAGUUGUUGGUGUACAAAUAAUGAAUGUUUAUGAGGCAAUGGGAAGAAUAUUUUCAUGAGUUGAACGAUUGAUUGACUGAGUUGAUUGUUCAUCUUUCGAUGAGUAAAGACAUUCUUUCCAUUGCGUUCCUAAAAAACAUUAAUUGUUUUAUAACACACCUAAAAUAGAUUCUUGUCAUUUGAUAUUUUAUGAAAAAAAAAUCUUCCUUUUUUUCCGAAUGGAAAAUUCCUGCAUCUUUUUAACCAAUGAAAAGAUUGUACAAGGUUGAAAUCAUCGUAUUAUAGGCACCAUGCAAUGAAGCGAAAUGGAUGGAACGAUAAUGCAGAUGGAAGUAAAAAUGCAUGGUGGAACUAAAUUUCCAUGAAGCGUGAUGACAUGGUGUAUAUAAACAUCACAUGUUAUGAAAUCCCUCAAUCAAAUGACAAGGAUCUAUUAAGGUGUGUUAUAAUAGUUAUUAAUGGCAGAGUUAGGGAGAAAGUAAAGGAAAUGUGAACAAGUAUAUUAACUUCGUCCACUUAAUAUGAUAUUGCUUAUGUAUAAUAUAUUUCUAUAUUAAAAUAAAAGUUGCCUUUCAAAGAUCAUGUUAUUUGCUUGUCAUAGCAUUCACUGUCUGCACAACUAUGUCUGCACGACAGUUUUAUUAGCGAACUUAUUGUUGCAUGGUCAUGUGACCACUGUGGGUGAGGCAAUCACGUGAAAAGUCUGUAAAAGGUAACUUAACACAGUCAACAAAGUACCAGUAUCCAUGCUGGUGUAUCUGUAAUAUUUAGAAAUUUGCAAUUAAAAUAAAAUAAACAUCCUGGCAUACAGGUUUAUACCUAUCAGAUCCAACAUUCAGUGUUUGAUCAGAUGUUCUAUACUAUAGUAAUGUAUGCUUAUUUCAGACAUGAAACAAAUCAUAUAGUUCUAUGUCUGUUUAAAGUCUGAUAAUAUUCACCAAAGAAAAAUCUGUUCAAACAUUGUUGAGUCUGCAAUCUGUAUGCCUAAGAAAGUGUAUAAUACAUGUACUAUAAAUGCUAAGACAAACAUUAUUUAUUAUUUAUUUAUUUUUUUUUACAAAGUAAAAAAUUUCUGUUAAUUUUGAUUAUUAGUUUUCAGUGUUUCUAGUUUUUGUUAGCAAAUUGCAUGGAUUGUAAUCUUCAUAUAUCAAUUUUAUUUUAUAUUGAAAUAUUUGUGUAGGUAAAUACCAUUAGUGUUCAAAGGGAUUAAAACCUACUAUUGUUAUUGCACUUUAAAAUUAAAUUAGACGUUUUGUUACUGAUGAUUUAAAACUUUAAAGCAUGUUGAAUUAAAUUUGUUAAUCAAAA
Messenger RNA from Anneissia japonica, 4170 nucleotides. Its product is annotated as ATP-dependent RNA helicase DDX4-like. The transcript has 16 exons. Gene Ontology annotation, biological process: cell differentiation; gamete generation. The record is from RefSeq and is a predicted model, not a curated record. Gene Ontology annotation, cellular component: nucleus; P granule. Gene Ontology annotation, molecular function: RNA binding; zinc ion binding; RNA helicase activity. Lineage: Eukaryota; Metazoa; Echinodermata; Crinoidea; Comatulida; Comatulidae. The coding region runs from base 190 to 2604 and encodes 804 amino acids.